GCGGUGAGUCUCGAGCGGAACUAUCUCGCGAGACGUAGAAAGUACCGCGCUUGCGCGUUGCAGUAGCGCCUGGUAGCCUUGGCCGGUACUCCGACCGUUGUGUGAGGAGAGGUAAUCAGUUCGGAGGAUACUGCGUUUUCUCCACAAGUACCCGUGACUCGCUACCAUGAGCAGCACCUUAGCCAAGAUCGCGGAGAUUGAAGCCGAGAUGGCUCGGACUCAAAAGAACAAGGCCACAGCACACCACCUAGGGCUGCUUAAGGCUCGCCUUGCUAAGCUUCGUAGAGAGCUCAUUACCCCAAAAGGUGGUGGUGGUGGUGGGCCAGGAGAAGGUUUUGAUGUGGCCAAGACAGGUGAUGCUCGAAUUGGGUUUGUGGGUUUUCCAUCAGUGGGGAAGUCAACACUGCUUAGUAACCUGGCAGGGGUAUAUUCUGAGGUGGCAGCCUAUGAGUUCACUACUCUGACCACUGUGCCUGGUGUCAUCAGAUACAAAGGUGCCAAGAUCCAGCUCCUGGAUCUUCCAGGUAUCAUUGAGGGUGCCAAGGAUGGGAAAGGUAGAGGCCGUCAGGUCAUUGCAGUGGCCCGAACAUGUAACUUGAUCCUGAUUGUUCUGGAUGUCUUGAAACCCUUGGGACAUAAAAAGAUAAUUGAAAAUGAGCUGGAAGGUUUCGGCAUUCGCUUGAACAGCAAACCUCCCAACAUUGGCUUUAAGAAGAAGGAUAAAGGAGGCAUUAAUCUCACGGCCACUUGCCCUCAGAGUGAGCUGGAUGCUGAAACUGUGAAGAGCAUUCUGGCCGAAUACAAAAUUCACAAUGCUGAUGUGACGCUGCGUAGUGAUGCCACUGCAGACGACCUCAUCGAUGUGGUGGAAGGAAACAGAGUUUAUAUACCUUGUAUCUACGUGUUGAAUAAGAUAGAUCAGAUUUCCAUUGAGGAAUUGGAUAUCAUCUAUAAGGUGCCUCACUGUGUACCCAUUUCUGCCCAUCAUCGCUGGAAUUUUGAUGACCUAUUAGAAAAGAUCUGGGACUAUCUGAAACUAGUGAGGAUUUACACCAAACCCAAAGGCCAGUUGCCAGAUUAUACAUCUCCAGUGGUGCUGCCUUACUCUAGGACGACAGUGGAAGAUUUUUGCAUGAAGAUUCACAAAAACCUUAUCAAAGAAUUUAAAUACGCUCUGGUCUGGGGUCUCUCUGUGAAACACAAUCCUCAAAAAGUGGGUAAAGAUCAUACGUUGGAGGACGAGGAUGUCAUUCAGAUUGUGAAGAAGUGAAACCUUCCCCCUGCCCAUCUGCUGGGCCAACCAUAGCAGCUAUUCCCAUAACCAAGCUAUUCCCUACCCCAAACCCUUUUAAGCUUUGGCAUCCAGUGGAUCAGGAUUUAGGGGAGGGAGAUGAAGGCAUCCAAGCUGGAACUUUACUUGUCUUAACUUGGUGUCACCUUGUAAAUUAACUGCAUAAAGGACCUGGUAGGCCAAGCCAGCCAUGUGCA
This is a messenger RNA of Lutra lutra (Eurasian river otter), 1488 nucleotides long. It is a transcript of the gene DRG1, whose product is annotated as developmentally regulated GTP binding protein 1. Gene Ontology annotation, biological process: cytoplasmic translation. The transcript has 9 exons. Gene Ontology annotation, molecular function: GTPase activity; GTP binding. Bases 167 to 1270 code for a protein of 367 amino acids. The record is from RefSeq and is a predicted model, not a curated record. NCBI's taxonomy places the organism in Eukaryota, Metazoa, Chordata, Mammalia, Carnivora, Mustelidae. Gene Ontology annotation, cellular component: cytoplasm.